AAAUAGCUCAAAAGGUAGAUUGUUUAUUUCCCAUAAAAUAAUGACUGAAUAUUCCGGCACCAAUUUGGCUGCAACUAAUCACAAUCUCGCAAUAAUUACUGAAUGCAGAUUGUUUAUCCGAUUUUGCAACCCUUCGUCUCAUCACCUUCUAAAGCUGGGAAUAAAUUAGGGACCCAAAAAAACGCCAAAAACAAACAACAACAGCGUGCCUAAAAAGGUGAAUGAAUAUUCUAGACAUCGUAGUAGGUUUCCAUGUCCUUGGAAACGACACGACAACGAUUGUUUGAAACUUUGCGGUUUCCGAACCGGGAGUUUGUUUACCUGUCGUCUCCAUGGAGUGAAUGAAGGGUGGCGAACCAGACGACCACGAGACCAACGACGCCGACGACGCCGACUGGAUUUGCCACAGGAUACUCGUGCCAGGAAAGUUUCCACCUGAUUGAAUCAGGACACGCAAGCCUUAAGGAGGAACUGUUUGUAACUGCGUGGGUUCACCUUUAAAGGAGGUAUCCUUGCGGCGCAUCGCUUCUGAGCAAGGGACACAAUUCUGUUGGGACCAGAACAAAUCAGAAGUUUAAGCGGAUAACAUCGAAUAAAAGCUGCCUCGAAAUGAGCGGUGACAAGUUGGAUGAUGAAAAUUUUGAAGCCUCCAUGGGCAAGGUGGACGAAGUAAUGAGAAUUCUCAGCAUGAUGACCAGCGGCGAAAAGGAUAAGGAACAAAUGGGGAUGGCAUUCGCGGAAAAGCUACUAGGAGAAGAUAAGAAGCAGCUGGAGAGUAUCGAUGUGGACAACUUCAUUGUCCGGGUCAACCAGGAACGAACUGUGGUUAACAAGCGGGACGACGAUUCGCUAGACAAACCGACAACGGACAAAUUUGCUUUCAUGGCCGAAAUGGAACGGGACGCGGCUCGACGAGCGGCGGAGCGAAAGGAACGAGAGCAGACGGCACAGGGUUUGCGAAGUGCGGGAAACCGAGCCUUCCGCAAAGGCGAAUACGAAAAGGCAAUCAGUCUCUAUACCAAAGGUAUCGAUCAAAUAAGGGACAGUCCGAUUUUAUACAACAACAGGGCUCUGUCAUAUAUCAAGGUGCAGAUGUACAAACGAGCGAUAAUCGACUGCGAUUUUGUCAUCAGCAAGUUAGACGAGAAGAAUCUUCGAGCGUGGAUUUACAGGGCACAGGGUUACUUUUUGUUGGGAGAAACUCGUGCCUAUGAGAAAAGUAUUUCCGAAGCCCGGAAACACAACCCCAAGGAGUGGGAUUAUAUCGACAGGAUUGUGGCGAAGAUUGAGGGUAAGGAAAGGGCCGCUUCCGAGACCACCAUGGAUACAGAGGAGGCUGCAGGAGCUGGCAGCGAAGGGCUGGAGCGACCGCUGCCAAUGGAUGAUGUUCAAUCGAAUUCAUCUAGUGAUAUGUGAAUUUCAAUCCAGUUUUUAGCUAGUUAUACACGCUGCUUUUGGCACUUAGUUAUUGCGAAAGAAAUACAUUUGUGAACACGGAGAUAUCGUGGUUUUCUUU
Uranotaenia lowii is the source of this 1516-nucleotide messenger RNA. RefSeq names its product tetratricopeptide repeat protein 12-like. Gene Ontology annotation, molecular function: protein binding. Bases 610 to 1416 code for a protein of 268 amino acids. The transcript is spliced from 2 exons. Lineage: Eukaryota; Metazoa; Arthropoda; Insecta; Diptera; Culicidae. The record is from RefSeq and is a predicted model, not a curated record.